AGUCGGCCAGACAACAACAGACACGACGUCGUCCUUGCUGGCCGCCGCCGAUAUCCCAUUACCGAUCUAUACCAGUAGAGUUUCAAGUCAUACGGUAUGGCUAUCAUCAGUACAAUUUUGGAGUCGGCCUUCAAUAGCCCGACGGUGCGAACCCACCACGGAGAUCUCAGAGCUGAAAUUCGGGAUGGAUUUGGGCAACCAGAACAGAACCGCGGGUUGACAAACGACCUCGCGGUUGUAUCACUUACCUUCGCUUCACUCAGUCUCAUCUUGAGUCUGUCGACCUUUUAUUGGUUCGUGAAAAUGAGGAAGACGUUUCGGCAUGAACUGAUAGUGUUGCUUAUUCAGAGUGACUUGAUCAAGUCGGUGUGGUUCGUUAUUCCCUCGAUUGUGCACCUACUCCGAGGUCCUCUCCGCUCCAACUCUGCCCUUUGCCAAAUUGCCGGGUUCGGUCUCGCGCUAGGCAUCGAGGCAUCUGACAUCGCAGUUCUGCUCAUCGCCAUCCAUCUCCUGAUGACCAUCUUACGCCUGCGAACCGGCCUCUAUCGCUACCGAUACUGGGCAUACGGAGCUUACUGCUUCUUUCCCGUGCUAUUCGCAAGCUUGGCUUUUGUGGACGGCACGGGCUACCAGGAGGCUGGCCAUUAUUGCUACCUUCGUACAGACAAGAGUUGGGCACGACGGGCCCUCAGUUGGGUUCCUCGCUACAUCAUUUGUUGCAGCAUUCUGGCCAUCUAUCUCUUUGUCUACUUUUACGUUCGCAGCAGAUUGGAGGACUAUGGAAGGAGAAGCUCGGGAAAUAUGAACCACCCGCACUCCCGGGACACAGACGAUGUGCCUCCUACCCCUCGACUGAUAUCACACGGACUACUCGCGUCGCUACCAAACUCUCGAAGAGGAUCUGCAGCCGACCAGAAUGUUGCCAUCAAGGACCGCAACAGGUCUUUGUCGUCGAUCAGCACGCUUCAGUUCGAAUUGCAUGUGGACGAAGCUGGAGAGCAGCCGGUUAGCAAGGGACGACGGUCAUUAAAGCACGGGCCAGCGAAGAUGAACUGGAAUUGGCCCGGAUUUGUCCCACCUCGAUCCUCCUGGGAAAAUGGACGCUUGAUGGUGGAGGAUUGGGAUGACUCUAUGUCGCAACCACUUCCCUCGCCACCGCUCCCGGUCCAUUCUCCCGAGAGACCACCCAGGGCCAGCCGCUCUGACAACUCAUCUGCCAGCCCACGCUCCUAUUGGCAUAGGCCUGUGCCUUCGGAAUGCUCAACAGUGCAUGGAAACCACGCCAGCCAUGACUUGCCGCCAAGCUCCACCAACACUGUGAACCAAGGCACAUAUCACAUCGAUCUCACCCUAACCCACAUCCUCACAAUGCUUCGAAAGGGACCUCCGCGAACAUCCAACACCCCUCCCACCACUCGACCUUCCUCGAUGACGAUAUCGCCCGAUUCAAUUGGUGGCGACUCGGGCGUUACUCGCAACCGCGAGAGGGCACGCCGUCAGCUCUAUGCGCUGUUUGCUUACCCGCUCGUCUACAUAAUUGUCUGGAUAUUUCCCUUCCUCUCCCAUGUAGGCUACGACGACAAAAUUACUCCGAAUGACCCGCAGUGGAUAUUGUUUGUGAGCAUGGUCAGCCUCGGUAUCCAGGGCACGGUCGACUGCAUGCUCUUUACUCUGAGAGAGCAACCCUGGAAACAUGCCCAUGGGGACUUUUGGACUGCGCUACGGGCACGGAUGCGGUUCAGUGGCAGCUGGAGAGAUGUCGGGUUCGCGGGCAGGACCAGAGAGGAAAUGUUCCAUGACAGUCAGCUUGCGAGGAAAAGACGGGAGCAGGAAAUCGCGGACGAGAGAGCCCGACGCGCUGUUCACGAGGUCACCCAAGAGGGUGCUGAUGUUGAAGCUGGUGCUGGUGGCGCUAGGGGUGCUGCGACGAGGAAGACUGGAGCGGUUGAGUGGUGGGAUACAGCCGAUUUACUCGAUGGGAUGAUCGAUGACGAUGAAGAACUACGCGACGAUGCGGAUGAUGAUUUUUGGGCCCAGCUUUACCGGUUGAAUGGAGACUGAUCGACGCGAGUCUCGGUUGAUUACCACCCUGCUAAUCUUCUUCACCUUUUUAUCCUUUCUUCUUCUUUACUUUUGGAUACACCCACAUGUGGCCAUUAUUGCUUUUAGUGUUUUCUUCUUUUUCCUUUUUUUUUUUCUUUUUUUUUUUUGGUAUCAUUUCUUUUGUUAUUCUCACUCAAGCCCUGGCGUUGUUUUGGCUUUCUGUCUUGUUGUCGUUGUAAAGGGAGCUAACAAAUUAUACCCCUGGGUCGGCUUGCGUAUUUUUGGACCUUGGUCAUUUUCCGGUUUGACUGUCAGCCUUGACACAUGCCGUUACAUUGAAACAUGGGAUCGAAAGCAUAUUCGAUUGGUGUUGUGGCGUUCUCAUAUUCCAGCUGCUCUUUGAUUUUGUUUUUUCUUUUUCUCCUUUGUAUCAAACACAGCACAGAGAGGGCUGGACGG
Messenger RNA from Neurospora hispaniola, 2502 nucleotides. RefSeq names its product G protein-coupled glucose receptor regulating Gpa2-domain-containing protein. Gene Ontology annotation, molecular function: G protein-coupled receptor activity. The transcript has 2 exons. Gene Ontology annotation, cellular component: plasma membrane. Bases 97 to 2061 code for a protein of 654 amino acids. Lineage: Eukaryota; Fungi; Ascomycota; Sordariomycetes; Sordariales; Sordariaceae. Gene Ontology annotation, biological process: adenylate cyclase-activating G protein-coupled receptor signaling pathway. The record is from RefSeq and is a predicted model, not a curated record.